GCAAGACAAUUGGGGGGCCACUGGACUGGAGUCAGAUUCCUUGUGUUUUAAAUUUGGCAAUAAAUAUUCAAAUUCUGAAAACAUAUUUGUAUUUAUGGGGAAUAUGCUGACAGAUGUGAUUAUGAGUGGUGUAUGAAGUAUUCAAUCAGAUCCAUUACUCAAGCAAAAGUACUAAUACCACAGAGUAGAAAUAUUCCAUUGCAAGUGAAGGUUCUCCUUUGAAAAUGUAGUAAGUAUGCUAUUUUACUUGUACUUACGGUACGAGUAAAUCUGCAUUAAGGUAGUUAUUUUCCACCUCUGUAUUUUCUGUGGAGAUCCUCAUGUAACCUAUGGCGACAGAGCAACCAAUGAAAUUACGUGGCGUCACGUACGCGGAAGUCAUGUUCUUCAGUUGUACCGGUUUCUUCAAGUAUCAUCGCAUCCCAUGGUAGCACUAUUCGGGACGUACAGUAAGUUUUACAGAGAGAUGUUGCUGCUGGCAUUGGGAGCCCUCCUCCUGCUCUUCUGCAAUCUGGAUCUAUGGUACUUCCUACGGGGGGUCCAGGUGUUUAUCCAGGCAUGGUUCCAACCCAGAAUAUGGGAUAUUCUAGCUGAGCAAAGUACUCAUGGCAUGGUACUUCCCCCUGACUUGGAUUAUAUGGGCCACAUGAACAACUCUCGAUACCUGAGGGAAUGCGACUUUGCUCGCUUCCACCUUUACAUGCGAAAUGGGCUGUUCAUGGCGUCACACAAACUGGGGGCCAAAAUGGUGGUAGGGGCCUCCACCAUCCGGUACCGGCGCUCCUUGGCCUUCCGUGAGGCUUUUGAGAUUCGGACCAAAAUACUGGGAUGGGAUGAAAAGGCCUUUUACCUGGAGCAGCGCUUUGUGUCCAAGAAAGAUGGCUUCGUAUCUGCAAUCAUGCUCUGCAGGCAGAGUGUGGUACAUUGCAGCCCAGAGAAGAUUAUCGACUUUGUCUGCAAAAAGAAGAUCGAGUGCCCCGAGUUUCCUGAUGACCUCAAACACUGGAUCAGCUUCAUUUCAGCCAGCAGCCAGGCCCUGAGAGCGGAGAGUGGACUGGAGGAGAAGAACAAGUGAAUCCACACAGUAGCACCAUGUAUCAUGAGUGUAGAUGAAUAUCAUUUGCAUUGCACGCAUAUACAGUAUACAUCCAUACACAGAUCUACACCAACAGUUAAACCUUAUAGAGAUUUUUUGUUGACUUACUUGAUUACAUUUGUGUUUGGGGAUCAAUCAUACCUGCUGUAUUUUUGUAUGAUGUGAACCGAAGUACAGAACUUACAACAGUUGAAUAUGAAAACUUGAAUUGUAAUGUAAUAUAAGUUUUGAAAUGCACUUUGCGUUGGGAUCAUAAUGAAGGUUGUUCUCUCAGAAGAAAGUGUAACAUAGCAUUAUCUUUGCAACUUAAUCUGUAGCUGGCUGUGAAUAGACUGGCUUAAGACAUCUUCAUUCUCAUUUAGCAAAUUCCUCUAACUUCAGAUAAGCAUGCACAGCAAAGGUUAAUAUUCCACUGACUUCAGUGCAUGUGUAGAACUAACCAGAAUAUUUUUUGUGCCUGUAUCUUUUGAUUAGCUGUAGUAUACAGUUAUAAUUUCAGGGUAUUAUAACCUUUUACAAAAAUUGGACACAAGUUGUGAUGAAAUACUGUACAUCCCAGACAAUUAGUUUUAAUCUUCAGCUUUUUGCACAAGGUAACACAAGUGAGUAAACAAAAUGAAUUUCUGUUAAAAAUGUGAAAGGAAAUAAUUAUUUUUGAGGAAUCCUUUUAUCGAUAUUGUUUUUUCACCAAAAUGUAUAAUGCAUUCAAAGGUGGGCUUCUUGGUUAGAAAUUGCAUGCUAUUGUAGGAGGAAAAUUGUAUUUGAUUUUAGAAGGAAUUGCUUAAAACAGAGAGGUGCAUUAGGCAAUGCUAAUACUGUAUAAGGUUGCUGGUUACUUUUCAAAACCUGCAAUGCACAAUAAAUACUAAAUGUUUGGAUGAUGCUUAAUAUCUGGAACCUUCCCUUAAAUGCAUCAAAGCAUUAGUUUGUGACCAAAGUAAUGUAUUGUUCUGUUUGAAGAGGAAACAAAAUUUUAAGCUGUAUGUCUAACCUGUUAUUUACAAUGUGUUGUUAAUGCACUUAUAUUGAAGUGUAUAAUUAUACCAUGUAUUAUUUAUUGUUUGUUAAUUAUUUCAUGACAUUUUAAAAAUAAAAAUGCACUGGAAACUAUGUUUGGGU
Monopterus albus (swamp eel) is the source of this 2215-nucleotide messenger RNA. Its product is annotated as protein THEM6-like. The transcript has 3 exons. The record is from RefSeq and is a predicted model, not a curated record. The coding region runs from base 425 to 1075 and encodes 216 amino acids. Lineage: Eukaryota; Metazoa; Chordata; Actinopteri; Synbranchiformes; Synbranchidae.